GCCACACAGCACCGCAGUGCCUAACAGGGAUGCCGACGGAGGAGGCUUCCAAGCUCCUGCAGUGACUGGGUCUGGCCGCGAGGGGUCCCUUCCCUUCAGACACAGCCUGGCACGCCCCGUCUGCCUCCCCCUCCCCCACGUGACUGUCUCUCUCCUGUGAGAGGAAGGCAGGGAGGGGGAGGGGCACCGGCCUCCUCCACUCUCAUCCCCCACCCCAGCGACUACAGUUCCCAGAAGGCACCGCUCUCUCACCUUUCCCCGCCUUGCGCAGGCGCCGAGCCCUUUCAAACGGCCGUGCGCCUCACGUGACCCGCUGAUAGCCAAUCGGGUUUGAAUCUGAUUUUUUAUCCGCCCCCUCCCCUCCCCGCAGCGCUUGUGUGCGAUCAGAUCGAUCUAAGAUGGCGACUGUGGAACCGGAAACCACUCCCAAUCCUCAGACUUCAGAAGAAGAGAAAACUGAAACAGCACCAACUCAGGAGGUUGCCAGCCCUGAACAGUAUAUUAAGCAUCCACUACAAAACAGGUGGGCACUCUGGUUCUUCAAAAAUGACAAAAGCAAAACCUGGCAAGCAAACCUUCGUCUGAUCUCAAAGUUUGAUACUGUUGAAGAUUUUUGGGCUUUAUACAACCAUAUCCAACUCUCUAGUAAUUUAAUGCCUGGCUGUGACUACUCACUUUUUAAGGAUGGGAUUGAACCUAUGUGGGAAGAUGAGAAAAAUAAGCGAGGCGGACGAUGGCUAAUUACACUAACUAAACAGCAGAGAAGAAAUGAUCUUGAUCGCUUCUGGCUAGAGACACUGCUGUGCCUUAUCGGAGAGUCCUUUGAUGACUACAGCGAUGAUGUAUGUGGAGCUGUUGUUAAUGUUAGAGCUAAGGGUGAUAAAAUAGCAAUAUGGACAACUGAAUGUGAAAACAGGGAUGCUGUUACGCAUAUAGGGAGAGUAUACAAGGAAAGAUUAGGACUUCCUCCAAAGAUAGUGCUUGGCUAUCAGUCCCAUGCAGACACAGCUACUAAGAGCGGCUCCACCACUAAAAAUAGGUUUGUUGUUUAAGAAGACACCUUCUGCGUAUUCUUUCAUAGGAGACUGCGUCAAGCAAUCGAGAUUUGGGAGCUGAACCAAAGCCUCUUCAAAAGCAGAGUGGACUGCGUUUAAAUUUGAUUUCCAUCUAAAUGUUGCUAAGAUUUGUGAGAAGUCUCAUUCGCCUUUGUCUUGUACUUCUGUGUUCAAUUUUUUUUCUAUUUUGGCUGAAGUAACCAUUAUUCAAUCAAAGGAUUUCAGUACACAUUACCCCCAGAAUCCAUAAAGGUUUUCCUGGCCCACUCUAAUAGCUUAGUAGGACAUUACUAUUACAAAAACAUUUGUUUAUCCACAAUAUUCAGAAAAGAAAAUGCAUCUCUUAUACCUUACAGAAAAAUUUACUUCUGUUUUAUAUUUGCAUUGUAUGCAGUGACAUAUUUUGCUGGUUUGGAAAAAAAAGUAUGGUGCAUAGAAUUUUCUAGCAAUUUUCUUAAUACAGCAUUGUCUUUGCUGUAACCUAUGCUGAUGGCUGCUAGACUUAAUUUAUUUGUUUCCCUAAUUGAUAACAUUAGUGAUACUCUGAUUUCAGUUGUUCUUGCUCAUGUAACAUUGGUGAAGGAUCUGGGAAUAUGACAAAGGUGGAAUAAACAUUAAUUUUGUGCAUUCUUUGGUAACUUUUUGUUUUUUUGUAACAUCAAAGCUUUGCUACAGACUUAUGCAUUUCAGUCAAAUCAGUGAUCUAUGUUUGUGUGAUUUCCUAAACAUAAUUGUGGAUUUUUUUAAAUGUAACACCAUAAAUUUACAUUCCUUACUAGAAAUAGUAUGUCUGUUUUUGUAUCUUAUGCUGUAUUUUAACACUUUGUAUUACUUAGGUUAUAUUCUUUGGUUAAAAAUGGCUCAAGUAGACAAGCAGUCCCAUUCAUAUUAAGACAGUGUACAAAACUGUAAAUAAAAUGUGUACAGUGAAUUGUCUUUUAGACAACUAGAUUUGUCCUUUUAUUUCCUCCAUCUUUACAGCAAAUAUUUGUACUUGUGACAAGGCAGUCUCUACUGUGGCUUCAAUUGUAGUGUGUCUUCCAAGAGAGAUUAAUAUGGAACUAUAGUUUAUUACUAUGGUUAUUACAAAAUUUUAAUAAAUCUAAUAGCUAGCACCAUAUUCCAAAGUGGAAUUACACUGAUUUGGCUAUUGUUUUUCUUAAAAUGGUCAGUCUAACUGAUCAUAGUGUGUUGUGCAGCUUCUUGGUCAGCGUACACAGAAUUCGAGGAAAAAGUUGCAAAAGACGCAGGGCAAAAGCCAUCUGGAUUCAGGUGGCAGCUACAGCAGCAUACCUACCUCUGGUAUAGCAGUUAUCAUCAGGAGAUCUCAGAGCACAUUACCAAAGGAUGGUGGUAUUCUCCACAUUUUACAGAUUUGGUGGAGGAGAGAUAGACUUGUCUACAGUCACUCAAUAGGCCAGUGCCAGAGCCAAGAAUAGAACUGUAAAUAAAAUGUGUACAGUGAAUUGUACACUAGGUCUCCAGAGUCCCACUCUGGUGUUCCAUAUAUUAGGCCAUGUUGUGCAUCUCGAGCACUGAAGUGAAUGAUGCUGUGUAAAAUCAUGUAGUUACUGUAUGAGAAGUUUCAAUAAAACUCAUUAAAGAAAAAUGGUAUAUAGGGAUAAAAUUUAACAAUCUGCUAUCAUGUCUUCCAUACCAAUGACAAAUUUCCUUCUGGCUGGAGCAGUUGAUGCAGAUGUCUGGGCAGAGGUGCUGGAGGUUGAACUGACUUCAUAGGGGCCAAUGGGAGAAAAUCUUAGAAGAGGCUAGUAAAGUUGUAUAACCAUUUAAAGGAGUACUUCCUAACAAACUUCUCUUUUCAUCAUUCCCAAAAUACAACAUAAUAUCUUAAGGCUAAUGAGUGGUGUGCAGUUAGACUAGUCUCUUAAAUUCUUACCAUUUAUUAAAUGGUAUGUGAAGAUCCUGCAGAGCUAUGUAUGUGGUCUUUGUAAGUAAACUGAAAAUGAGGGAAACUUAUUCUGCAGUUUGUCAGUUUCACAUUCUCACUAAGAGUUCUCUGCAUUUUUGUCUCAUUGUGGAACUUGUUACAUUAAGACUGAAAUCUGCCUCUUUCUGGCAAAAUGCUAUCAGAAUGGGAACAAUGCUUACCCACACUUGUAUUUCACCAGUAUAGCACUAGUGAGGGUGAACUCAAACUCUACAUAAUUUACAAGAAAUGGGGUCGUCUUCAUAAUCUGGACCACUUUUUCUCUUAAACGGAACUUAUAGAACUACUACUUGUAUUAAAAUCAAUGAUGACUGGAAACAGCUUGAUUUAUUUUAGUGUUAUGGCAAUAAAAACUAAUGUACCUUUAACAGAGCAGACACAUCUCUAAUGAAAUUGUGAACUGUCAAUGUAGUGACAAUCUACCUGUAAUGUCACUAAGCAGGGGCAAUGUCUUAAGUGGGGAGGACUAUCCCCUCACAUUUGUGCAGGACUGUAGUGUGACUACACAUUUGUAUUUUGAUUUUAUAGUACAAAUGGGGGGGGGGCUAUUAGCAGCCCUCUUUUGUGGAACUACUUGCAUUUAAAUUAUCAUUCCGUUGACAAAGUUUUAUUAUAGUACAUGGCACUUCAUAUUCCAUUUCUCUGCUCAGUUAUUCAGGUCUGCUUAUUAGUUUGCUGCUCCUUUGUUUCCUUUAUUUAUAUUCAAGAUGGAUGCUGUUUAAUGCUAAUUUGACCAUAAACUGUCGUAGAUGGUUCAUUGAGCUUUUUACUAAAUGUGCUUUGUCGUGUACCUAGUAAAUCUUAUACUUAGGGAAUAUUUCUAACUUAAAAGCUCUCCACCCCACUGUACUCUUCCCUAGGUAGAAAUAUAUGGCAUUGGAUUUUAUUUUAGAAAAUGUGCCGUUAAGUGUGAGGUGUAAGAGCCUGGUUUACUAAAGGGAGGAAGGUAAAUGUGAAAGUGUAGAUAAUCUGUAUUGCUUUUGUAGAGCGCUUUGAGGUCUACUGAUAAGUGCUGUACAAAAGUUGGGUAGUGUUACUUGUUUUUAAAUGUUUUAAAAGCUUCUAAACUAAAACUUGUUAUGGUGCGCGAACCCUAGGACAGUGUGACAAUUUACUGUUUUUAUUCAAAGUAGACUAUGUAAAAAUUCCCAAUUUGGUGUUUGGAUUUCUAUGUUGGAUGGGGAAAAGGACGGAAGAGUACUGAAAGGUUGUAUCGCUGUAGCAGUGUGUAGUGUAUUACUGUGGGAGUCUCAAGAUUUCUUAAAGGAUAGUAAAGCAUACCUUUCUAAAUAAGAUGAAUAAAUAUCUAUGCUGCUUCGGCAAUAGUUGAGCAAUAACUAUCUCAUAAAUCCUUAAUGUUGGUUAGGAUUAGUCAGUAAAUCAGAUAGGUUAGGCCCAAAAUUUAAUUACAAGUCCUCACUGAAAAUGUUUGGGUCUUAAAUAUUACCAGCAGUUUUUAUGUACCAUGCCUUCAGCAUUUUUCUAGCGACUUGAGUAGUCAAGAUUUCCAUCCUAGUCUCUGAAACCCUCAGUGAAAUUUUCAUGAGCAUUCUAGGGCUCUACUUCACUCUGUGACCAUGACCUUGCACAACUGUUAAGUUCAUCUGGAGGAACUGAAUUUCCUCCUCAAGAAUGAAACUUAGGAAUGCAAGAAACGGGUUUUUUCCCCUCAACUGUUCUCUGAGUUGAACUUACUGCCAGAAGAAACAAGUGACCAUGAACCUUGUUAUCCAACUGGGAAUGUAAAAUUCUUCCUUGUAUUCCUGGUAAUACCCGUGAUAUGGUACAUGCUUUCCAGACAUACGGGAGCAGUCCCUGCCCCAAGGAAUUUAGUCUGAAUAUUUAACUGAGCCAUUCUGCAAUAACCAUUUUUUAUUUUAAGUAUUUCUGUAACAUGCCAAGUUUGUCAAAUAUCCUGGUGUUUUGUGAACCAAAAGGUGUGAGUAAUUAAAAACUUAGUCACCUUUCAUUGUAAAGUAAAUCUGAUUUUAACUCAUUUGAAAAAAAAAAUUACUUUUAAA
This is a messenger RNA of Mauremys mutica (yellowpond turtle), 5024 nucleotides long. RefSeq names its product eukaryotic translation initiation factor 4E (gene EIF4E). Gene Ontology annotation, molecular function: RNA 7-methylguanosine cap binding; translation initiation factor activity. Gene Ontology annotation, cellular component: cytoplasm; eukaryotic translation initiation factor 4F complex. The coding region runs from base 399 to 1052 and encodes 217 amino acids. Gene Ontology annotation, biological process: translational initiation. The transcript has 7 exons. The record is from RefSeq and is a predicted model, not a curated record. NCBI's taxonomy places the organism in Eukaryota, Metazoa, Chordata, Testudines, Geoemydidae.